Messenger RNA from Pomacea canaliculata, 1359 nucleotides. RefSeq names its product mannan endo-1,4-beta-mannosidase-like. Lineage: Eukaryota; Metazoa; Mollusca; Gastropoda; Architaenioglossa; Ampullariidae. Bases 96 to 1208 code for a protein of 370 amino acids. The transcript is spliced from 8 exons. The record is from RefSeq and is a predicted model, not a curated record.
GAUGUGCGCUGCACUAGCUCCUUGUGUAUAAAAGGAGACCAUCGCCGCCGGCCCAGAGUCGCAGUUUUUGCCCAGGUUCUGACGAAAGACUGAGAAUGCACAUCCAGCUCUUUGUCGUGGUCUUGCUGUGUUCUGCUGUAUGUGAUGCCCAAGGGUCAAGGCUGCAGAUACAGGGCAUGAACUUCGUCAAGGAUGGUCAUCAUGUCGUCCUGUCUGGUGCCAACACCGCCUGGAUCGACUACGGCAACGACUUCGGCAACCACAACUACCAGCGGAACCGAGAGCGGUUCCUACACAAGCUGGACAUGGUCAAGAACGCUGGCGGCAACUCCAUGAGAACCUGGAUCCACGUUCACGGAGCUACGUCGCCAUACUUCGACAGCAACGGCGAUGUCGUCAGGCUGGACAGAGAUGGCACGUUCCUGUCGGACUUCAAGCAGUACCUUGACGACGCCCACAGUCGCAACAUUCUUAUCUUCCCCUGCCUCUGGAACGGCGCCGUGGUGCAGCACCAGGAACUUUUGCACGGUCUGAUCACCGACACCAGCAAGCUGCAGACCUACUUGGACAAGGCGCUGAUACCCUGGGUUACUGCCGUCAAGGACCACCCCGCACUGGGUGGCUGGGACAUCAUCAACGAGAUGGAGGGCUUCAUGAACCCUGAGAUCCACGACAGCGACCCCUGCUUUGACACAACCUUCCUGCGAAACUCUGGAACUGGGUGGGCGGGCAAACUGUACACUGCCAAGGAACUGCAACGGUUCAUCAACUGGCAGACGGAUGCUAUUUUGCGGACUGACUCCCACGCCCUGGUCAGCGCAGGAAGCUGGAGUCAGAAGUCGCAGACUGACAAAUUUGGCGACCACAACCUCUACUCUGACCACUGCCUCGUCAAGGCUGGAGGAAAGCAGCUGGGAAAACUGAAUUUCUAUCAGACUCAUUCCUACAGCUGGCAGGGAGCAUUUCCAAGUGACUCGACUUUCCGCCACAGCGCUGCUGACUUCGGCCUGGACAAGCCAAUCGUGGUGGGCGAGUACAUGCAGAGUUCGGGUGGAGGGAUGAGUUCGGCUCAGCUCUUCACCUACUGCUACGAACACGGGUACGCGGGAUGCUGGAUCUGGAGCGAUGAGAGCGAGGACAUCCAGGCGUCCGGCAUCCGGGCCAUCAGCUCGCGCACAGACCACGGGGUCAUCCACCUGACCUUGUAGUCCACUUCCAGUCAUGUCGGGUGUCAAGGUACUCGGCUCUCGACAAGGCAUCUGACCCCACCCAUGGCGGGAUGAUGUCACCGUCGGUUGAAAACGAUUGGCUGCUGCACAUUAGUAUCAGGAUUUUCUGGAAUAAACUCUUCUUAACCUC